Messenger RNA from Mauremys reevesii (Reeves's turtle), 3557 nucleotides. RefSeq names its product defective in cullin neddylation 1 domain containing 3 (gene DCUN1D3). Gene Ontology annotation, molecular function: ubiquitin-like protein binding; ubiquitin conjugating enzyme binding; cullin family protein binding. NCBI's taxonomy places the organism in Eukaryota, Metazoa, Chordata, Testudines, Geoemydidae. Gene Ontology annotation, biological process: positive regulation of ubiquitin-protein transferase activity; protein neddylation. Gene Ontology annotation, cellular component: ubiquitin ligase complex. The record is from RefSeq and is a predicted model, not a curated record. Bases 814 to 1728 code for a protein of 304 amino acids. The transcript has 4 exons.
GAUGGACCGCGGUGGGGAGAGGGUGGGUCUGUGUCUGUCCCUUUGCCAUCUGAAUGGGGGUGGUUUCUAGGGUCCUGUAUCCUAAAGUCCCUGCAACAAUAACUACCGCUAGCGCUCUGAUUACAAAUAGUUCCUCUGCCUAUCUCCUUCUCCCCACCACAUCCCCCUCUUAGAGGUAUAGGGUACAGCGGUUUCAGGGUUAGACCUUAAACAGAAACAGACACUUCCUCUGGAGCUAUUGGAGGUUAUCAGGACCUGGGGUGAUAGAGAGAACCCCACGGUAUUAAUGUAUGUUAAGUAAAGGGUGUGAGGAUUUAGUUUUGUUUCAUACCUAGGAAGUGUGGUGCUGUAAUCUAACGUUCCAGUCCAGUGUGCUUUUUUUCACCUCUUUUAUUUAUAUGAGCUUCCUACUUGAAGGCCAUUUAAGUAGCUUAAGAGAAGUUUAGUUCCCUGGCCCCAAGGGGAUUAGUGAUUAACUCAUAGUAUCUGUUGAAGUGAUGAUCAUAUUUUGUUUGUGGUGCUAUGUACAAAGAUGCUAAAAUGUCUUUCUAUAAAUUAUCAACAUCGUUAUUGAAAUACAACCACCUUUAGGGUGAAGGGUGGCCACCAGCUGGCUCAUAAACACACUCCACAAAGCAUUCCAUGUGGAGACCUGGAAGUCUGAAGGAAACUUAAAAAAAAAGAAAUGAUCCCCUGUGGAUUUGAGAUUAUGUUAGUCGACUCCCGCUGAUGGCAUGUUGAAGUUCAUUGAACAGCAGCUGAGAGGGCGUCGGAUCAGACGGGGACUGCGCUAAAAGCUGGGCUUGCAACAACAUGGGCCAGUGUGUCACUAAGUGCAAGAAUCCUUCUUCCACCCUUGGCAGCAAAAAUGGAGAUAGAGAAUCUAGCAGCAAGUCUCAUGGCAAAAGAAGCGCAGUUCACAAAGAAGAACAUACCUCGGUGUGUGCGAAAUCCUCUGGCGACAUCCUUGUCAAUGGGACAAAGAAAACGGAUCCUGCUUUAGAUUCUAGUCAACCUCCAGCUUUCUCUGGGGAUGCAAAGAAAGAGCCUGUUUCCGGUGCAGAGGAAUCUUCAGUUCAAAGGAUUGGGGAAUUGUUUAGGAGAUACAAGGACGAACGAGAAGAUGCCAUACUAGAAGAAGGCAUGGAACGGUUUUGUAAUGACCUCUGUGUUGACCCCACUGAAUUUAAAGUGCUAGUCUUGGCUUGGAAAUUCCAGGCAGCUACCAUGUGCAAAUUUACAAGGAAGGAGUUCUUUGAGGGCUGCAAAGCAAUAAAUGCGGACAGCAUUGAUGGCAUUUGUUCUAGGUUCCCCAGCCUCUUAAAUGAAGCCAAACAAGAAGAUAAAUUCAAGGAUCUCUAUCGUUUCACCUUUCAGUUUGGCCUGGACUCUGAGGAAGGACAGAGGUCUCUACAUCGGGAAAUAGCCAUUGCCCUUUGGAAGUUAGUCUUCACCCAAAAUAACCCCCCUAUAUUGGACCAGUGGUUAAACUUCCUAACUGAGAACCCCUCAGGAAUCAAGGGAAUCUCCCGGGACACAUGGAACAUGUUUCUAAAUUUUACUCAGGUGAUUGGACCAGACCUUAGCAACUACAGUGAAGAUGAGGCCUGGCCUAGUCUCUUUGAUACCUUUGUGGAAUGGGAAAUGGAACGAAGGAAAAAAGAAGAGGAAACCAAAUGUAUUACAUGUUCAGACACAGAGGGUCCAGGUAUAGAAGAACAGACUUAACAGCAUUUAAGCAGCAGUGAUGGAAAUAACCUGUUGCCCUUCAUUAAAUGUAAACUCUGGACCUUUCUGGAAAUUACUGAGGCUCCAGAUUUUUCUACUUUACACCUUUCUCUGCCUUGUAUUUGAAAGGGCUCUAAAAUGCUGUAUCAUGGUUUAGGCACUUUCUUAAUUUUGGUUAUACCUUUAACUCUUGCCCUGAAACAUUUGAUCCUGGCUACAAGUUAAAAACAGUUGUUGUUUUUUUUUUAAAGAUUUCAGAUUAGUAUUAAGUCUGACAUUUCUUGCACAAUGUAGAUCUUUUUGUUAGGUUUAAAUUAACAUUGCUAAAUUAUACAGUGCCAGAUUCGAGUUUUGUAUCCUACAUCUAUCAGGGCAGGUCUGUACUGUGUGUAGUGCUGUUUACAUUGUUGAAAUUUUAGGUUAUAUUAAUUUUAAGGUUUUAUACCAAUAUGAAUAGCAGUGUUAACUGCUAACUACAAAUGCAUUAAUUCCCAGAUAAUAAGGCUCUAAAAACAAUGUAAGUGACUGCUUUUUGUAAUACGUCUCAAUCCCCUUUUAAGCUAACUCUCAAAAAACAUGAGUUCAGGUCAUUCUUUUUUUGGAGUGUUGAACUAAAUGUUGGAUUUUAUUUAUGAAAACAUACUGUACCUGUCAGUCAACUGAAUUGUAGUUAACACUUUGUAUCUAAAUUACUUAAGCAUCACGUGCAAAAGAGCAGCGCUACCUCAGUUUUACUGGAAGUAGACUUCCUUGAUGAAUUUUCCUUUCAGCUGAAGAAGUCAUUCAUAUUUUUAUGACUAUGUGAAAAUACUUUGGAGCCAAAGGUUCUGCUUCUUAUGGCUGGUAAACAUUAACAGGAGCAAAAAAGCUGCUUUCGAGGGAAACUGGGGUAUGUAAAUCUGCUUUAAUUUACACUUGAUUUGUAUUAUCAACUUCCUUGUCUGGCAAGUGCAGUACACCUGUGUAGGGAUCUCUUGCAUUAAUGUUGACAAGCCAAUUUUUUAACUUAUACUUAAUUGCUAAAGCAUAAUUACAUCCCUCCAAAUUUUCUGGGGCAACAACAUUGGCACCCAAUGGAAAAGUGAGUUCUUCAAUGUGUUCUUAAUGACAACACUGUAAACCAUUCAUUUUUAGGCUGAUUUAAUAAUGUUUAAAUAGAACUCAGUUUAUUGUUUUUAAAUUACCUGUACUGGGAUUAUUUGCCUGUUAUGACCUAAAAAGGGAGUUUUAUUAACACUGGUUGAUUUUUUUUUUGUUAUUGAUGCUACCUUUUUAAAUUUUAGUAUAUCAGCUUUUUUAUACUUCUUGGUAAAAGGGAUAAUAACGGCUGAGGCUUUCUAUUAAGCUAAGCAUUGACUCCGUAUAUUUGAUACAUUUCUAUUAUACAACUUUAUUUUCAGAGUUGUAAUUCAGGAUCAUAAAAUGGCUUAAAUUUAAAAAUGAAACUGGUGAGCAAUCAGUUCCUAUUGUCCGAUGGUUCCUGUGCUGUAGAUUGCUACCUUGCCUCCCAGUGCCCAGGCAGGUGCCCGCACGGACUCUCACAGUGGUCACUGCAUGCUAGCAAAUCCAAUGGCAAGAGCUCAGUUUUGAGAUCCUGCAUCAUUAACAGUGCUUGUGUAAUUAAACUAAAGUACGUAUCUGUUUAAGAAGAUGUGCUCAACUUACAUCUUCUCACCAUGAUGAGAGGUCAAUGUUCUGCGUGCGUUAGGGAUGUGUAAAAAGUACGGAAAACUAAUGUUGCUCCCGUUUCAAGCCUAACAGAGGUUGUCAACUUGCAGGAGAAACACGAAAUUUAGGACUUGGUUCCUGGUUAUUAAAUAUAUGCUGAA